GCGUGUAGCGGUGGUCUUUUACAUCACGUAUCCACACACUCUCUCUCUAGGCUACAGAAAUGUUUUCCUUCAUGCUUCUCCUCGUCUAUAAGAACGGGGCCAGAUCCCGAUUCGCAUCCAAUGUGUUCGAUGAAUUGACCUCUCGAUCUCUAUGCCUUCACUAUCACCGAGUGAGACGAAAGUCUUUUGCUGUAUAUUUUGAUCCCUGAUCUUCGGAAUUAGGCAAGAUCGACGAUUUUUACUGUUAGAGUCAGUUUUCUCGUUUCCUUGCCUCAAUUGUGGAUCUCCUGGUAACCAAUAAAUAACAUAUUUCAAGCAACUUUGGUUUUCCUUUGAUCCUGUGGCUAUUAUGGUUGAUGCAAUACAUGAUGAGCUGCCUGCUAGAGCACAAAAUGCUGAGCCUCUUCGACGACUAGAGAUACUUGUUUAUGGUGCCGGUCAUAUGUUAAAUGACAUAACGUCGGCUUGUUGGUUUACAUAUCUGUUAUUGUUCUUGACCGACUUAGGACUAAGUCCAAGGGAUGCUGCUAUUGUAAUGCUUUCUGGUCAGGUGGCUGAUGCUUUCACAACUAUUUUUGCUGGAGAGUUGAUUGACCGAUUUGGACACUUCAAGAAAUGGCAUGCUGGGGGAUCAAUUUUGGUUGCAAUUUCAUUCUCUUCUGUGUUUGGUGGCUGCCUUCCUUGCAAAAUUAUUGGGAAAAAUUCAUCCACAUUACAGACAAUUGGCUAUAGCUUAUUUGCCGCAAUUUUUAAUGUGGGCUGGGCAGUUACCCAAGUUUCACACAUGUCAAUGGUGAAUUGCAUUACUUUGAAUCCAACAAGUAGAGUUGCCCUCAAUAGCUGUCGUAAUGCUUUCACUAUGGUUGCCAAUCUCAGCUUAUAUGCCUUCGCUUUAGUAGUUUUUAGUGUAUAUAAUGCUAAGGCAUAUGAUGGCAUCAAACUUGAGUAUCGCUGGAUAGCCUACAUGUCAAUUUUCAUGGGUUGCUGUUUUGUGGUUGUUUUUCUCAUUGGAACCAAAGAACCAGCGCUGAAGCAGCGAAGGCAUUCCGAAAGUUUUUCUAAAAUAUCCUGGAACUAUUGGUUCAAGAAGGCCCUUUACUAUCAAGUUGCUAUCGUAUAUGUUCUUACGAGAUUAAUAACAAAUGUCUCACAGGCACUACUUGCAUUCUAUGUUAUUGACGAUCUGGGUAUGCCUCAAUCCUCCAAAGCUUUGGUACCUGCCAUUAUCUACAUUAGCAGCUUCAUUGUAUCAGUCAUUCUCCAGGAGAUCAGCUGGACCAGUUCACGACUUAAGGUCUCCUAUACAAGUGGAGCCAUUCUGUGGAUAUUGUCUGGCUCUGGAAUCUUUGUUCUUCCAAGCAGUCUUCAUAGCUCCAUGUAUAUUUUCUCGGUUAUCAUUGGCAUUGCUAAUGCUUUAAUGAUGGUUACAGGCAUCAGCAUGCAAAGCAUGCUUAUUGGGAAAGAUCUUAAUGGCUGUGGAUUUGUUUGUGGUUCACUGAGUUUCAUGGACAAACUGUCCUGCGGGCUUGCUUUGUAUGCCCUUGAAUCAUACCAAGAUUCGGACCAAAUUAUGAGAUCCUCUGCAGAAAAUGGAGGCUUCUCUGUUACUAGGUAUGGGCUGGGGCUCAUUCCUUCUUUCUGUGCAUUAAUAUCAGCAUUGGUUACUUGCUCCAUGGAACUGGAAGAAACCCAUUCGGAACAAUUAACCGAACCUCUCCUUGUCUAAAUCCUCGAUCUGGAUCUGUUCUCAUUAAUUGUGAUUCGAUCAGCUAACUCAUUUUGAUUUAACCCAGCAAUCAGAUUGGAAUAGCAUUUGAGAAAGAUAUUGAAAAUUGGUGAUUUUCUGACGGGAUUUAGGCUUCGUUUGGGACAGCUUUCUUAAGCAGCUUUUUAGUACAAAAAUUUUAAUUUUUGUAUUAUAAAAUGGCUUUAUGAAGCAGUAAAAAAACCGUCUCAAACGAAGCCUUAGCUUGUUCUAAGGAACAGUAUUUUUUCUCACCCUCUUUCUAUAGCAUUCUUAUUUUCAUCGUUUCAUGUUAUAAACAUGUCAUCUAUGUGUUUGUAAUUGUACAGAUAACACUUUAUUCUAGCUUUAGUCAAGUAGAAUUUGAUAUAGGAUGUCUGUGAUUUAAA
Molecule: messenger RNA, 2133 nt
Organism: Dendrobium catenatum
Lineage: Eukaryota; Viridiplantae; Streptophyta; Magnoliopsida; Asparagales; Orchidaceae
Product: major facilitator superfamily domain-containing protein 12
Exons: 13
Coding region: 350-1726 (458 amino acids)
Biological process (GO): carbohydrate transport
Cellular component (GO): membrane
Molecular function (GO): symporter activity
Source: RefSeq, a predicted model, not a curated record